Messenger RNA from Chrysochloris asiatica (Cape golden mole), 387 nucleotides. Its product is annotated as putative olfactory receptor 52P1-like. Gene Ontology annotation, cellular component: membrane. Gene Ontology annotation, biological process: G protein-coupled receptor signaling pathway. The record is from RefSeq and is a predicted model, not a curated record. The transcript is spliced from 3 exons. Lineage: Eukaryota; Metazoa; Chordata; Mammalia; Afrosoricida; Chrysochloridae. The coding region runs from base 1 to 387 and encodes 128 amino acids. Gene Ontology annotation, molecular function: olfactory receptor activity.
AUGGCAGAGAAGUGCCCUAGAGGUCAAUGCCAAGUUAUAAAGCAAGAAAUCAUCUGGGCACAGGCAGGGAAAGGUCAGUUCCAUGUGGACUCUUUCCUUGUGCUGCUGACCAUGGCAGUGGACUGCUAUGUGGCCAUUUGCCAACGUCUACAUGAUGCUGCUUUGCUGACCCAGCAUGUGAUAGGCAUAGUGGCUGUAGCUGCUGUGACCCGUGGUGCCUGUGUCAUAGUACCCCCUUGUCAUCAUUCUCUUCUACACACCAGCCACCUUCUCCUUCUGUCUCAUCGCUUUGGCCGCCACACGGUUCCUAAUCAUAGCCACAUUCUAAUGGCUAACGUAUAUGUGGUGGUUCCUCCCAUGCUCAAUCCUGUACUCUAUGGAUUGUGA